ACGGGCUUGAACCAAAAUCUGAUUUCACAACAAAACUAAAUUAGGGUUUCUGUCAUAUUUAUACAAUCAAAAACCUCAUACACUCUACUGAGCCACCGGCGACACUCAGAGAGAUCAAACCUAUCAUUUCCCAUUCUCUCAGGAUGGUUUCUUUCAGGUUUCAUCAGUACCAGGUGGUUGGGAGAGCUCUCCCUACGGAGUCAGAUGAGCACCCGAAGAUUUAUCGUAUGAAGCUUUGGGCUACCAAUGAAGUUCGCGCCAAGUCCAAGUUCUGGUAUUUCUUGAGGAAGCUGAAGAAGGUGAAGAAGAGCAAUGGUCAAAUCCUUGCUAUCAACGAGAUUUAUGAGAGGAACCCAACCAAGAUUAAGAACUAUGGUAUCUGGUUGAGGUACCAGAGUAGGACUGGCUACCACAACAUGUACAAGGAGUUCCGUGACACCACUCUUAAUGGUGCCGUUGAUCUCAUGUACAAUGAGAUGGCUUCACGCCACAGGGUUCGUUUCCCCUGCAUUCAGAUUAUCAAGACUGCCACCAUCCCAGCUAAGCUCUGCAAGAGGGAGAGCACCAAACAAUUCCAUAACUCCAAGAUCAAGUUCCCAUUGGUUUUCAAGAAGAUCAGACCACCAACCAGGAAGCUCAAGACCACCUACAAGGCCAAGAAGCCCAACUUAUUUAUGUAAUGUGGUUGAGUUUUGAAAUUAUCUAUGUUAUCUUCAAACAUCCAUGUUGUUUAUCUAUUACCUGAUUUUGCUAUGAGGAUAUUUAGACCAUUUUUGGUUACCAAUACUUUUGUUUCUGUUGGAUAUUUUCCCAAUUUUGGAGUAGAAUUUGACUUAUUUA
This is a messenger RNA of Vicia villosa (hairy vetch), 840 nucleotides long. Its product is annotated as large ribosomal subunit protein eL20y. The record is from RefSeq and is a predicted model, not a curated record. Gene Ontology annotation, biological process: translation. Gene Ontology annotation, cellular component: cytosolic large ribosomal subunit; ribosome. Gene Ontology annotation, molecular function: structural constituent of ribosome. Lineage: Eukaryota; Viridiplantae; Streptophyta; Magnoliopsida; Fabales; Fabaceae. The coding region runs from base 144 to 680 and encodes 178 amino acids. The transcript has 4 exons.